CCCUUAUUAAUGAAAAUAACACCGAGACGAAUCCAGAUUUCCCAGCCUUUUUGUCUUUAAAAAGAACCCUCGUCUGAGUGGCUGUUGAACCGAAUGGGUGUUUUGUUGUUUUCCUCUGCGACUGAGUUAAGCAUGUAGAUCCUCUUGUGUGAACCAACACUGGUUCGGGGAUGUCCUGAGCGGGUUGUGCCUUCUCUCCGCGCUGAUGUUGCUUGAGUGGCCUUGGGCGCCUGCAGAGAAUGCCUGGAGUGCAGCGAGGAAUGUGGCUGCACCAAACCCUCCAGGGGUGUCCACUGCCCAGGCCCCCAGCACACUGACCAUACUGGUGCCCCGAAGACGCCGAUACACGCUGACACCAGCCAGGCUGCGCUGGAACCACUUCAACCUCACAUACAGGAUUCUCUCCUUUCCCCGGAACCUUUUAAACCCGGAAGAGACAAGGCAGGGACUGGCUGCCGCCUUUCGCAUGUGGAGUGAUGUUUCCCCAUUCCGCUUCCGUGAAGUGGCCCCUGAUCUUCCCAGUGACCUCCAGAUAGGUUUCUACCCAACCAACCACACCGACUGCUUGGUCUCUGCUCUGCACCACUGCUUUGAUGGUCCCACAGGGGAACUGGCCCAUGCUUUCUUCCCACCCCAUGGUGGCAUUCACUUUGAUGACAGCGAGUACUGGGUCUUAGGCCCCACACGCUACAGCUGGAAGAAAGGCGUAUGGCUCACAGACCUGGUGCACGUGGCGGCCCAUGAGAUUGGCCAUGCACUGGGGCUGAUGCACUCACAGCAACACGAAGCACUCAUGCACAUCAAUGCCACACUGCGAGGCUGGAAGGCACUGUCCCAGGAUGAGCUGUGGGGAUUACACCGACUCUACGGCUGCCUGGACCGGCUAUUUAGAUGUACAUCCUGGGCACGAAAGGGAUUUUGUGACACCCACCAGAGGCUCAUGAAGAGGCUCUGUCCCAGAAGCUGUGACUUCUGCUAUGAAUUCCCAUUCCCUACUGUGGCCACCACCACACCACCCACCAGAAUGAAAACAAGGUUAGUGAAAGAAGGGAGGAACAUGACCUUCCACUGUGGGCAGAAGAUCCUACAUAAGAAAGGCAAAGUAUACUGGUACAAGGACCAGGAGCCCCUGGAAUUCUCCUACCCUGGCUAUCUGGACCUGGGUGAGGCACAGCUGAGCAUCAUUGCCAACGCAAUCAAUGAAGGCACCUACACCUGUGUGGUGCGCCGGCACCAGCGAGUUCUCACUACCUACUCCUGGCGGGUCCGAGUGCGGAGCUGAGCCUGCCAACAGCCUCUGUGCUGGAAGUCAGCAGAUAAAGCGCUUUUCCUCUGA
Messenger RNA from Cricetulus griseus (Chinese hamster), 1336 nucleotides. NCBI's taxonomy places the organism in Eukaryota, Metazoa, Chordata, Mammalia, Rodentia, Cricetidae. The record is from RefSeq and is a predicted model, not a curated record.